Yarrowia lipolytica CLIB122 is the source of this 1839-nucleotide messenger RNA. RefSeq lists its product as uncharacterized. The record is from RefSeq and is a predicted model, not a curated record. Lineage: Eukaryota; Fungi; Ascomycota; Dipodascomycetes; Dipodascales.
AUGAUGGAUGGACCCGGAGUACAGCGAACGUCGUCGCGUUACAGAUCCAAGUCGAGAUCGAGAAGCGCGUCGGGCAACACAAACACAAACACAAGCACCCAAAACCACAAUCCCUUCACCCAAAGCCCUCUGGCUUCCCCCACAAUUCCAGACUUUGACUGGGGCCAGACGAUCCAACAGCAGCAUCUGCAGCAGCUUCAGCAAGCUCAGUCGCAGGCGCCGUUGCAACCUCCUUUUGACGGCGGCUUCCCAGGCAACAGUGCCCAUUCCAGUCCUCAGAAUGGCUUCUUGAACAGUGUGCCUAAUGGGUUUCCAAACAGCCCUCAGAAUGGCUUCUUGAAUAGCCCCCAAAACGGCUUCUUGAAUAGCCCCUACGGGUCUCCUAUGGUUAAUGGUGUGCCUACGAAUGGGAAUGGAAAAGGUCACCCCAAUGGCACUUCUUCUCCAUCUAGAAACCCGUUCCUGUCCUCUCCGUCUGCCGCCCCCCAGGUCGAUCUUGGCCGAACCCGAUCCAGAUAUAGGAAGCAGGCAAGUCCGAAUGUGAACAUGGUCGGCGCCCUACCUCCAAUUCCUGCUCUUCAGAAGAAACCCAGUAUUCAGGGUCUGCAACAUAAACCCAGCUUACCGGGUCUGCAGCACAAGUCCAGUCGUUCUCGACUCAAGGUGAACACUGACUGGUCCGAUUCAGACUCAGAUACUCCCAAGAGUGCCGGAUCCGGAUCACGUGUGAUUGCCCCCAGUACUGCCAUGGCCACGCGAGACUCGCUCAAGGUCCAGGUCGAAUACAUGUCUGAAGAGCCUCGCCUGAUGACUAUCAAGAACACAGCUACGGUGGACUACCUGCUACAGCUCUGCCAGGUAAAGUGGAGUACGGAGUCGCUGGGUGGCAGCCUUGUUUAUGAGGUCUGGGGUGAGGGCAUGAUUCGAGAAAUGCGUCCUGAGGAGGAGUUGAAGAAAACGGUCGACUCUUGGCCUCGAAAUGCACAAAACUGCAUCAAGGUAGUCGAUAAGAGCCUCACUCCCCGUCUUCCAGCGAGCCAGGGACCUGUGGAGACCGAAGUCAUGUCCAAGGUUCAGUAUUAUCGAGAUCUGAGCUCCUGGAAGUCCGUCUACUUGUACAUGUCUGCCAACCUGGGUCUGAUUCUGUCCAAGAAAGAGUCUGAUGCCAAAUUGGGAUACAUGGAGAGCGCCAAGAACUACAAUAAAGAGGGCCAGACUAGCAGCAGCGUUCCCAACCUGAAAUUCAAGCACAAAGACGCCCGAAUCAUCGGCCUCAGCAACUUCAAGAUCUACCAUUACACUGAGAACAAGAAGAAGUCUGUCAAGCCUCCAAAACAGUUCACUCUGGUUCUCAAGAGUCUGCAGAACCUCGAGUUCUUUGAAAACCGACUCGAUUCCAUCUUUGUCAUUUCUACUAACGACGUCAGCCUCGUGCAUUCCAUUAUCAGAAUUGUCAAUAUCGCCUCCAGACCUGUCAACCCAAUCAUGCCCAGAGAAGACGAGCCUUUGUCGCAUCUGCAAAACCGUCUGGCUCCACGAAUGGCUGCACCAAACACAAUGUUCAACAAGAAUUCGCUGUUGGACAAUGCACGGCUGAAGAGCACACGUUCGAACACCCGGUCGCCGACCAUGUCACCAAAUCUCUCCCCCAACAUUUCGCCUCAACAGAGCCCAUGGGAUGAACGCACAUUUAACAGCGGUGGCUUGUUGUCUGAACAGAAGUUCCCUCGCGAGAAGAUCUUCAAGCAAACCAACCAUAUUAACCCUCUGGCCAAGGACAAGGAUAUCAUCAAGCAGGACAGUCUGUUGGGUCGGGCCAUGACCAUGAAGAGAGUCUAA